AUGAAGAAAAUAAUAAGGAUUGUGUUUAUAGUUUUGGUUAUGAUUUUUGCGAUAUUUUAUAGUGGAGAAGGGCAAUUAGUAGAGAAUUUCUACAUUUCAAGUUGUCCUAAUGUAGAACUGCUGGUGUCUCAAGCAGUGACAAACAAGUUUACUCAGACCAUUACUACUGGACAAGCAACUCUUCGUCUCUUUUUGCAUGAUUGCUUUGUUGAGGGAUGUGAUGCAUCAAUUAUGAUAGCUUCACCAAACGGAGAUGCAGAAAGAGAUGCAAAAGAAAAUCUUUCACUACCAGGAGAUGGCUUUGACACUAUUAUUAAAGCAAAGGAAGCUGUUGAAGCUUUUUGCCCAGGAGUUGUUUCAUGUGCAGACAUUUUAGCACUUGCCACUAGAGACGUUAUAGUGUUGCUUGGAGGCCCUUCAUUCAGCGUUGAGCUAGGACGCAAAGAUGGACUUAUUUCAAAAGCAUCAAACGUAGAAAAAAAUCUUCCAAAACCAACUUUCAACCUCAAUGACCUAAACAAAAUUUUCUCCAAACACAACCUAACACAAACCGACAUGAUAGCACUCUCAGGAGCACACACUGUUGGAUUCUCCCAUUGUGACCAAUUCACAGAUCGUUUAUACUCAUCUCAAGUGGACCCCACAUUAAACCCUAGCUACGCACAAGAAUUAAUGACAGGGUGCCCUAGAAAUGUUGAUCCACAAAUAGUGCUUCCUCUUGAUCCCCAAACUCAAUUUGUUUUUGAUAAUAUUUAUUACCAAAACUUGGUUAAUGGAAAAGGGCUAUUAAGUUCUGAUCAAGUUUUGUUCACUGAUGAUGCUUCAAAGUCUAAGGUUGUUGAGUUUGCUAAUGAUGGUGCUAAAUUCUUUGAUGCAUUUGUUGUUGCUAUUAAGAAGCUUGGAAGGGUUGGGGUAAAGAUUGGUAAAGAUGGAGAUAUUAGGAGAGAUUGUUCUAAAUUUAAUUAG
Messenger RNA from Lathyrus sativus (Indian pea), 966 nucleotides. The record is from the annotation of a GenBank genome assembly. Lineage: Eukaryota; Viridiplantae; Streptophyta; Magnoliopsida; Fabales; Fabaceae.